AUGUUUGAACCAGUAUUCCUCAUUCUGCAGAGAAUGGAUACACACAUAAACCGAAAGGAUUGCGGCGUGUCGGAACAUACCGGACGGGUAUUUAAUGGCAAGAUCAUAGAGAGGCCACAGAUUCCCUGGAUAGUUCAGAUUGUUUCUCCUAUACAAGGAACAAAGCAUGAUGCCGCUUGUGGUGGAAGCAUCAUAACAAGAAAUGUUGUGUUGACUGCAGCUCAUUGUUUGACAGGGUCGCCGAUAAAUGAAGUUCAGAUCUACUACAACUCGACAAAAACGAGAAGUGGUCCCAUCAACUAUGGGGAAAGCCUCUACGUUCACCCAAGCUUCAACAAGAAGACUGCCAUCAAAUAUGACAUAGCGCUUGUGAAGGUUAGGGAAUAUUUUAAGUUCGAUAGAUUCGUUCGACCGGUUUGUCUCGCCAAGCAUAACAUAUAUCUGGGACACACACCACUUCUGUCCGGUGGCUGGGGAAUCAUUGAUGAUCGAAAUCCUCCCACGUUUGCGGAAAAUCUGCUGUACACCAUGGUUCGAGCUAUGUCAGCAUCGAAGUGCAAGAAAAUUCUGAAACGCUUCCGUGGUGCCGGUGUUGGUGGAGUGGAUGACAAGCUUAUGACCUGUUUAGAAGGAUACAACGGAACUCUUUGCGGAAGUGAUUCGGGAGGACCGAUAACAUUGAGACGCAAAGGACAUUCCAUGCAAGUUGGCGUCCUCAGCCUUGGGUCAACUUGCAACAAUCACACUAAAUUACUAAUUGUUAUUCGUGUUGCCAAGUUUGUGCGGUGGAUUAAAGUAGCGCUCCACCAUCCUCAACGAUGGCGAGUCCUUACAGGUGGCAAGGACGGUUCGGGCGACCAGAAAUGUAACUGUUGCUUGAUUAUCAAAUAAUCUACAAUAAAUCGGGUAACAUACCACGUG
This is a messenger RNA of Rhipicephalus microplus (southern cattle tick), 921 nucleotides long. RefSeq names its product trypsin, alkaline A. Gene Ontology annotation, molecular function: serine-type endopeptidase activity. Gene Ontology annotation, biological process: proteolysis. The record is from RefSeq and is a predicted model, not a curated record. Lineage: Eukaryota; Metazoa; Arthropoda; Arachnida; Ixodida; Ixodidae.